GUUCCUUCGAAACCCUGGGCCAAACUUUUUUGGCAUUUUGGAGGCAAACCAUUUGUGCUAUGAGGCAUGACUCAUGAGCUUGUUAAGUCACCAAUCUCUUGGCUAGAUUGGUGACUUCAAGUUGCAUUCUCGUCGAUCUCUUCAAAGCAAUCAUCUUGAAGUCAGAGACCGUGUAUCGUUUUUAUUAAACACACAUAUUCCCCACCGAAGUACCAAUGAGCUUGUUAAGUAAACGUGACAAGAUCCAUUCAUUUAUUUCUCCAGACAAAUCGAGUUAUUCAGACUCAUCAAUAUUGUCGACACACUAAUUAGGGAUGGCAGCAAAACCCGAAUCAACGGGUUAUUUGCGAUUUGCUUGUAUGAUUGGUGUUUUUUUGUAUGAAUAAUUUGUAUGAGAAAAUUUAAGUUAGACUUUUAUUUUGAAAGAAACUUGUUAUUGUAAAUUUUUAUACACAAAAAUCCACGGUUACCCAUGAACCCACGGAUACCCACUGGGUUGGGUUGAGUUUGAGCUUCUCAAACCCAACAGAUUUUACCCCGAGUUUUAUUAGCGGAUAAACUCAUGGGUUUGGGUUUUGGCAAAACCCAUCUCAACUCCGGCCUAUUGCUAUCCCUAACUCAGAUGAGUAUUCUCUAGAUAUCUUUUUCUAACUAUAAAAAAAAAAAAGAACAAGAGGAAUGAAAAUUUCGAAAUAGCUAGCCAACUCUAUACCAACCUAUUUUAAAAGUACGAUUCAAUAAUAUUUGGGAUACCAUGUUGCCACAAAGAGCUUUGAAAGCUUUCUUGUGCCCAUCUAGAGGAACUUCGUUGUUUUUAUCUAACAAAAAAAAAAAAAAAACUCACAGAGAGAGGUGGGAUGGAUUAGACAGUAAUAAUAGACUGUUUUAAUUUCCAUGUCCCCAUUCCAUUUGGUUCCUUAUGUUUUGUUUCUUUCGUGACUUGGACCGAAGACAUUAUUCCGCACCAAAGUUUGACUGUAAUCCAAGCAGGCCGGUACAAAGAAACAAACCUCGCUUUCACUCCAUGUCACGUCCUUAUGGGGCGAAAACUGUAAUUCCACUCACCAAAAAAAAAAACACACACAUUCUCCAUAACCAGACCUUCGUUUCGAUAUAUACCCCCAAAUAUCAUCACCCUCUUCGUUGAUUAUUUCGUUAAUCCAAUUAAGUGCCCAAUUCCCUCCUCCACCAUCUCUCUCUCUCUAGAUCAUCAUCAGAUCGUCCCUCUAAUCCACUUAGUUAUCAUCAUCAUAAAUAAUAUUCCCCCUCCGAUCACCAUCAUCCAUGUCGUCGAUCGAUCUCCUCGAAGCCAAUCAUCCUGCAGCCCUACAGCCCGGCAAAGGGCUUCAGCUGUUCAAUCAUCGUCCGGAGCUUCCAUCAUCGAAACCCAACAACAACACCAUGGCUUUCAACGACUACUUCGUCACCACGUCACAGCCGAUGCACGAGGUGAAGAGGCUGGAGAACGUUAUUACUCGCGGCGGCGGCGGCGACAAACACAACAAUAUCAGUGGUACUACUACUACUACCAUAUCCUCGUCGCUGGAGCUUCUCAGAAGCUAUGGGAAAGGGUUCAGGAAGCUCGACGCAGUCCAAUCUCGCGAUGAAACGACGACGGCGACGACGAAGAAGAGGAAGCUGUCGACGGAGGAGGUGAUGAGGGUUGCUGGAGAGAGGUACAUCCAGCUGUCGGACAGACCGAGGUGCGACGACUUCACCAUGCUGAUGCACCCGUUCGGGUACGCACUCUCCUCGACGCUGUCCGAGGGGGAGAUGAUGGACGUGGAGCUGGCCCACCUUCUCUUCGCGGCGGCCGAGAAGGUGGGCUACCACCACUACGACCGCGCCAGCAGGCUGCUGACGCGGUGCGAGUGGAUCGCGUCGGACCGGUCCAACGCGGUCCAGAGGGUCGUGCACUGCUUCGCCGAGGCGCUCCGCGAGAGGAUCGACCGCGGGCUCGGGAGGUUGUUCCUUGGGAUCCCGGAGGUGUACGGAUCAUCCGCCUCCGCGAGUUCGAUCUCCAACGGAUUCGGUAUGAACCUGUCGUCCAUCUGUCUCCACCAGCAAGUCCCCUUCAGCCAGGUCCUCCAGCUGACGGCCGUCCAGGCCAUCGUGGAGAACGUCGGGUCGGCGAGGAAGCUGCACUGCAUCGACCUGGAGAUCCGGAGCGGCGUGAUCUGGACGGCGCUGAUGCAGGCUCUGUCGGCGAACCAGGCCGAUGGAGGAGGAGUGGAGCACCUCCGGGUCACAGCCGUCGUCCGGAUCUCGGAGCGGUUCGAGGUCGACGACACGGGGAAGCGGCUGGAGAGCUUCGCCCGCUCCAUCAACUUCCCCUUCAGCUUCCACGUCGUGUACGUGGCGGAGAGCCUGAGCGAUCUCAGGGAGGACGCGUUUCGGAUCGGUUUCGACGAGUCGGUGGUCGUGUUCUGCUCUUUCGUCCUCAGGACGCUGCUCGCCCGCCCACACCGCUUGGAGAACUUGAUGAGAGUGAUAAAGAACCUCCACCCAACCCUAAUGGUGGUGAGCGAGGCCGAGGCGAACCACAACUCCCCCGUCUUCGUCACCCGCUUCAUCGAGGCCUUGUUCUACUACAGCGCCUACUUCGACAGCCUCGACACGUGCAUGGCCGACGACGCCGAGCAGCACCGGACCAUGAUCGAGGCCACGCUCUCGUACGGCCUCAGAAACAUCGUGGCCAUGGAAGGCAACGAGCGGACGGCGAGGAACGUGAAGCUGGAGGUGUGGAGGGCGUUCUUCUCCAGGUUCAGGAUGGUGGAGCUAGGGUUCAGCGAGUCGUCGAUGUACCAGGCCGGGCUGGUGAUCAAGCAGUUUCCGCAGUGGAAGUGGUGCAGCGUGGAGAAGGAUGACAACAAGGGUCUCGUUGUCGGGUGGAAAGGGACGCCCUUGUUCUCGCUCUCUGUGUGGAAGUUCUCUAGGGAUAGGUUGGGGAGGUUCUUUAACUAUCGUUUCGGUUAAAUUUUAUGUUACCAUGUUUAUUUUGUUUCAUGGGUGGAUAGAUCUGAAGUUAGUUUAUAUAAUCACUAUCUAGUUUUAACUUUUGCUUUGUGUUGUGACCUCGUUGUGAUCGUCGUGUUAAUUGUGGUGUUUUGUUGGAAAGAGCAAUAAAAAAAUAAAAGCAAGCGAGGUCGUUAACGUGUUUGAAGUUUGCAUUCGUAAAAAAAUAUGAGUUAUGACACAAUCCAAAUAGGGAAAAUACCAUAUCGGUAAUACAAUGGAAGUGAUUCUUGUAUAUAAGUACCCACCAAACUUAUUAGUAGGAUACUCAAAAGUAAAACCGUGCAGGCUUCAUCAAAAGCGGACAAUAUCGUACUCAUAAUGGAGUUGCCUUAUUUCGACAAGUGGGUUUCAGAGCUUGGUUCAUUUUCGGUUCGGGGCAAUGAACGUCAGUUUGGUGGGGCCCUCAUUCGGCAACCUCUGAAUUUGAGAUCUGUGUGGCAUUUCAAAGAUAAUUAUGCGUAACGAGACUUUUUGGAGAGGAUACCAAAAGUAGUACUGUACGGGUUUGGUCCAAAGCGGACAAUAUCGUACUAAUGAAGCUGCUCGAUUUUGACAAUAAGCAACAAAUUACAUGCACAAUUUUGAGGUUUUAAGGACUAUGAUUUAGAUAACCAAGGCCUAGGGUUCACUCAUCAAGGGUUACAGUAUAGUAUCAUGCCCCCAAAAUUCGAUUAAUUCAAGGUUUAAAUAUCAUUUUCUUACUUAAUGUAUGAUAGAAACCACUAUAUAUAUAUAUGGUUGAGGUUAGUUUACACUUAUCUUACCAUACGUUUGGUUAUUUAGAUCGUGAAUUAACCGGAGUUUGAUGCAUGAAACUAUACCCUAACCUUUAGUGGGUAUACCCCAGUCCCCAAUACUCUAACUCAACCAAUAAGAUUCAUUUAAUCUU
Linum trigynum is the source of this 3907-nucleotide messenger RNA. The record is from the annotation of a GenBank genome assembly. Lineage: Eukaryota; Viridiplantae; Streptophyta; Magnoliopsida; Malpighiales; Linaceae.